Messenger RNA from Dinoponera quadriceps, 2340 nucleotides. RefSeq names its product cell growth regulator with RING finger domain protein 1-like. Lineage: Eukaryota; Metazoa; Arthropoda; Insecta; Hymenoptera; Formicidae. Gene Ontology annotation, biological process: negative regulation of cell growth. The transcript is spliced from 4 exons. The record is from RefSeq and is a predicted model, not a curated record. The coding region runs from base 15 to 938 and encodes 307 amino acids.
GAAAAAAAAGAAAAAUGGAAACGUCUGUUCUAGAGGUGGAGUGCGAAGUGUCCAGCCAAGUGGAGUACUCGUUGCAGGCGAUCUGGGGUGUUAGUAUCAGGGAGCUGCAUCUGGCGCUGUGGAAGCCUUGGAGCACGCUGCGCGACGCGUCCCUGAACGGAACCCUUCUGCAAGGUUACGCGCAACAUCUUACACCACCUCAAACUAGACAGCCCCACGGAGAGGAGACGCUGAGACUGUCGCUCCCGGCGCCGGAAUUGGAGCUCGGCACUCCGCCGCGGCUCUGCUACCCCUUAGUGAUCUUCCUCACACGGAGAGACAACAGGGACCCGCAUCCUGACGAGACCGUGGCGUUGGUGAACGUUGUUCACAUCAAGGACAGCGUGUGCACGUUGCCGACUUCGAUUUUGGCACAGUACUUGAAGCAGGCGAACGGUCAGUUGUCCUGCCUAAAGCAACUGUAUCUGGCGACGGGCAACUCCAGCAACUACGACGAGAGCGACGUGUCGUCCGGGCUGGGCCCAACGCCGGCGUUGGCGCUCGCCGAGCCGUGCAACAACAACAACAACGCCGGCAGCGGAGGCGGCGCCGGUCGCGGCGCCCUGGUGGCGUCCGGUCAAGGCGGCGACCAGGACGGUGGUUCUCUUUGGAAUAGCGCUGGCGAGCAGCUGUGCGUGGUCUGCCAGUACUUCCCGUUGUCACGCGCCCUCCUGCCAUGCAGGCACACUUGCAUCUGCGCCUCGUGCUUCGGCAAGCUCGACCGCUGCCCGAUGUGUCGCAGUCCUAUCAAGAGCUAUUUCUGCAUACGCAGCGAGGAGUAUAUGCCGCCAGAGAAGGAGAUCAACCCGUGUAAGCAGCGUCAACCAAGCCACGGGCCGACUCAUUGGCUACACGACUGGAAUGACAGACUCACCGAUUUCCUGGGCUUCGCCCGAUAGGACGACGAAGCGCGCCGCCAAGCGUCCUCGGCGUUUUCCUAAUCGCCUCCGUGGAAAAUGCCGCCCUCGAGCGAGUGAGCGAGAGAGAGAGAGAGAGAGAGAGAGACGCUAGUGGCACAUGGAAAAAUGUAAACAAUAAGGAAACUGGCCAAAGUUGAUUAUCUUCCUUACGGUCGGAGAAUAAUCGGCUGUGAUUGGUCAAUUUGCUUACCGCUUACGUAUUACCGCUUACGUUUUUUUAUGCGCCACUAGCCAGAAUCCGGCCGUUUGUUGCGCUACCGAUCGGAUCAAGAGGCGGGAUCGAUCUUGAGGGAGAGAGGGUGUGUGUGUGUGUGUGUGUGUGUGUGUGUGUGUGUGUGUCACGAAAACGUUAUAAGUGAAUAUAUAUUUUUUGAUUGUGAAGGAUUCCUCCUCGACGUAUUUCAACGUUUCUUCCCGCGUAACCGGAAGUCACGAGAAGCGUCAUAUAACAGUGAACUCCGCGAUAGUUGCCGUUAAAAACUGCGUUGUCGUACUCGAUCCAACGUCCAACACAGCGGCCGGGUCGUUGUCGUCCGAUAGGAUGGUCUCUCCUCCUCCACUGUAUACUAAGAAUCCAGAAUUUUGUUUUCUAGGCGCUCCAGCUAAUGACAUUUUUGUCCCUAGAGAACGAACCGCUCCUACUGGAAAUCCACCGUUAGUAUCGUUACGGUCGAGACACGCCGUUUUAUCGAAUAGGUAAUCUCCGUGAAUUCGUUUGCGCACAGCGACUCAACGAAAGGGGGGAGGGGGGAGGAUAAGAAAUAGUCGUUGCAACAGACAGUGCCGAGCGCACUAAAAUGUAUUAUUUACCAGGUAUUAGCCGAACAACUUUUCUUUCGACUUUUUGUUAGAACGCGUAAAGACCAGUUUUGCGCGCGUGGAGUUGGCUAAGGGAAAAGAAAAAAAACCGGCGUCCCUAUUUGUUCAGUUUUCAACACGGGUUCUGAAAUCUGCACGAGAGUUUCAAAAUCUGGCGAGUAACCGGCCAUAAAAUUUGUCUUUUGAGUCACUGAAACAUCGUCGAUUAAUCAACGUGGUUGAUGCAUGUGGCAAACGUGUCGCUUUUGAAAGGUUUACAGAUUCUUGCGCCACCGUUGAAUCCUUGAGUCUGACAGAUACGAUUUUGUCACCGUAGGAAAAAAAGAGAGAGAGAGAGGGAGAGACGAUUGAUACGUCACUGACGGGUCUUUCUUCCCACGCCGAGUAUUUAAUCUGUUUGAAAACAAGGGUAUUAUAUCGAUAUUUCAGCGAUUAUCGCUGUCCCCGCUCCCGCGACUCAUUUAUCGUUAACAAUGAAUCCGCGAAAUUUACCUGCGGAACACGGAGUGCGCCUUGACCAUUUCGACGCAGAUUAUAUCUCGACUUAUCGUUUGUUUAUGGA